CGGUCGUAAUAUUUAAAAUAACAGGCACGUACGGUGGCUAUUACUUCAGCAACUAAGUCGGUCAUAGAUCGGUGAACUACUAGGCUAGUCAUCAUGGAGAAUUUCACUUCCAAAUUGGAGAACAAGCUCACCGGGGGUGUACCCGGUGGGAUGAAGGGACUCAAAAAUUUCAUAUACGACAUCAGAGAAUGCAAGUCGAAGGAGGGUGAGAAAGCUCGUGUCAAUAAAGAACUGGCCAACAUAAGGAAGAACUUUAAAGGGGAGGGAAAAAGCAUUCUGAAGACCGAUAAACAAUUGGACGGGUACCAAAAGAAGAAAUAUGUGAGUAAACUGGUGUACAUCUACCUCCUGGGGUAUCCAGUUGACUUUGGCUACAUCGAAGCCGUGAGUCUGAUCUCUUCGUCGAAGUACUCGGAGAAGCACGUGGGCUAUCUCUUUGUAUCCGUGGUGCUGAAUGAAGAACACGAGUUGAUCCGGUUGCUGGUGCAAUCGAUGAAGAAGGAUCUCAUAGACUACAACGAGACCAAUGUGUGCCUGGCCUUGAAUUGCAUUGCGAACGUUGGGGGACCGGAAGUGGCGGAAUCGCUGGGUGAUGAUGUUUACAGACUGCUGACUGCCUCCGACAGUAAUGCAUUUGUGAAGAAGAAGGCGGCUCUAGCGUUGCUGCGUUUAUACCGCAAGUACCCACAAGUGUUGGAUGUGAAGCAGUGGAGUGGCCAGAUCAUUGCGCUGCUCAACGAGCGUGACUUGGGGGUGCUCACAUCGUCGCUCACGUUGGUCCAUGCGCUGGCGGCAGACGAAUACGAUACGUACGAGCCCUGCGUAGCUGUAGCUAUUCACCGACUCAAAAAUAUUAUCAUGGAAAGAGAGGACCUCAAUGGCUAUGUGUACUACAAAGUGCCAGCUCCUUGGAUCCAAGUUAAGAUCCUGCGAUUAAUCCAGACAUACCCCCCACCCACUGACGCUGCUGUCAAGGAAGAGCUCAGAUUCUGUCUAGAUCGCAUACUGGCCAAGAACGAUCUAGUUAAGAUUGUGCAGACCAACAACUGCCGCCAGAGUGUGCUGUUCGAGGCCAUGAACACAGUUAUCCACCUGCAGACUGAGGCGAAGCUCACAGAGAUGGCGGUGGAUAUCCUGGGCCGGUACAUGACUGUGCGUGAGACCAACACCCGCUACAUGGCUCUGGACAUCAUGUGCAAUCUGUGCUCGCUGGAGAUUGCGAAGAAGGGCAUCAUCAAGCACCAGCCCAACAUCAUACAGGCGCUCAAGUUCGAGCGGGAUAUCAGUGUACGACGGAGGGCCUUGGAUCUGCUAUUCAAGAUGUGUGGCCCAGAGAAUGCGGUCACCAUCAUCACCGCGCUUGUUGGCUUCCUAGAGCACGCAGAAUACAUCAUCCGCGAGGAAAUGGUGCUACGCAUUGCCAUUCUGGCUGAGACUGAGGCCCGAGACUAUUCGUUUUAUGUCGAUGUGAUCCUCAACCUAACCCGCGUCGCCGGCGACUAUGUCAGUCUGGAGGUCUGGCAACGAGUGAUCCAAAUCAUCACCAACCGUCAGGAUGUGCAGGAGUAUGCGUGCCGCGUUUGCUUCCAGGCUCUCAGUUCGCCGCCUGUGCACGAAACAAUGGUCAAAGUAGGCAGUUACCUACUGGGCGAGUUCGGCCAUCUGAUUGCGAAUACGCCUGCAUCAUCGCCGUGGAAUCAGUUCGAGACUCUAAAAACCCUAUAUUUGACCGUGUCUCCGGAAGCAAAGGCUAUACUUCUGUCUACCUUUGCCAAGUAUAUGAAUCUUUUCCCGGAGCUAAAACCUACGAUUACUCAGCUGUUCAAAUCGGAUCUGAUUUCCAAGAACCACAACCCGGAGCUGCAACAAAGGGCCAUAGAGUACCUAAUGCUGGGCACAAUUGUCAAUGAAGAUUUACUGCAAGCGGUGCUGGAGGAGAUGCCGCCGUAUCCCGAGCGAGACAGUACCAUUCUGGCCAAGCUGCACGCGAAGGAGAACUUUGUCACAGACAAAACAUGGGGCCAAUCGAAGGGUCGUAACGCUGCCAAGUCCACGGCACUGACAGUCACGGAUGCCAACGAUUCAGCAGUCACUACCAAUAAUAACCAACCCCAAAGCCAAAAUGCACCGCAAGUGGACCUAUUGAAUAUGGACGAUCCUACUGUUCCGGUAGCGCCGGGUGGAAUCGUGUUGGGCUUCGACGGUCCUGCACCUACUGCGCCGAGUGCAGGCUCUGAGCCCUACCUCAAAUCCGUUGUCAUGGCAACGGGGAGUAUUCUGUUUGAAGACAGUCGCAUUCGCAUCAUGGUUAAAGACGAAUACAAGACCAGCCAAGGCCGUCUGGCGCUGUACUACUUCAAUAAGACAUCCUCGACCUUUGUCAAUACGCGCACACGUGUUCAUUCGGAGGCCCCCGAGAGUUCUGGGCUGAGCGUUGAAGCCAAGCCCUGUCCUCCCGUGGUGGCACCAGGACAGCAAGUGUUCCAGGUCUUCCAAUUUCAAUGCACAAAUAUCUACAUGAAGCCACCGUUGAUGACACUCCUCUUCGAGGCCAAUGGUGCGCCACAGUCGCUAGUCAUCCGCUUGCCAGUAUACAUCGCGCAGUUCCUCAACCCGUUCAGCAUGGACAAGGCCCAGUUUGGCAGCAGGUGGCAAGCGCUGGGAGGACCUCAAUUAGAGGCACAGGUUGUUUUCUCGCCAACGGCUGGCCUUACCCCAGCCAUGUGCAAGCAACAACUGAGCACGCUUAAGCUCACUGUGCUGGACGGGGUAGAUCCAAACAACGACAAUAUAGUAGCCGCGGGUGUCAUUAUGAGCACUGUUGGCCAAGUGGGUGUUCUGGUGCGUUUGGAACCGAAUGCGCAAACACAGAAAUGGCGACUCACCUGUAGGGGAUCCAAACCUUUGUUUGCCGGCAGCUUAGCAGUUGUCUUGCAUAGCUUCUUAUAAUAAAUAAAAUGUGAAAUUGCAUCUUCGGACGCGGCGCCCGGG
Sphaeroforma arctica JP610 is the source of this 2991-nucleotide messenger RNA. RefSeq lists its product as hypothetical. The record is from RefSeq and is a predicted model, not a curated record. Lineage: Eukaryota; Ichthyosporea; Ichthyophonida. Gene Ontology annotation, biological process: intracellular protein transport; clathrin-dependent endocytosis. The coding region runs from base 94 to 2949 and encodes 951 amino acids. Gene Ontology annotation, cellular component: AP-2 adaptor complex; membrane coat. Gene Ontology annotation, molecular function: clathrin-cargo adaptor activity. The transcript has 21 exons.